AGUAGUACACAGGAAUCUGGGGGGUGGGGAGAGAGAACUGUGUAACAAUGUCUGUUGCCAUUUACAGCUAGUACUGUAUACAGCAGCUGACCAGCUGACCCCCUGACUGUGGUGUUACGUCCCCAAGGCAGUGAAGCAAUCUAAUCAUUCUGAGAGAGCAACUAGUAUUCAGGCCAAGAAAAACACAAGAAAGCUUUAUUCUCCCCUCUCCUCCUUGCUGAGCAGAAGGAAACAUGGAGUCUGGAAUGAGAAGCCUGAUCACAGACAACAGCCGAUAUGUGGAGUCCUUUCGUCUGUUCCUUAAGAAUUCCACAGAACACCAAUGUAUGCAGCAGUUUAUAGAAACCAAGCUGCCAGACAUUAUAUCCAGUAUAGGGAACGGAAAACCGGUCAUCAGUGUCCUCAGUGUAGGAGGUGGCUCAGGUGAAAUUGAUCUACAAAUUCUCUCUAAGAUACAUGCCCGAUAUCCCAGGGUCUCAAUUAAUAAUGAUAUUAUUGAGCCAAGUCCAGAACAAAUACUGAGCUACAAAGAGCGUGUUGCCAAGACGCCAGGCCUCGACCAUAUCAAUUUCUGCUGGCAUAAAAAAACCUCUGCUGAGUUUGAGCUUCAAGUAAAUGAAAAGCAACAGGAUACAACGUAUGAUUUUAUUCAUAUGAUCCAGAUGCUGUACUAUGUGAAAGAUAUUCAUGCCACAUUAAAAUUCUUCAAGACCUGUUUGGCAUCGGAUGGUAAACUCCUUAUUAUCCUUGUAUCUGGAAACAGUGGGUGGUCUACACUGUGGAAGAAAUACGGAUCCCGCUUACCUUUAAAUGAUCAGUGCCUGUACGUCACAGCAGGCCACGUCGCAGACAUUCUCAGCGCAAUGGGUGUAAAGUAUCAGCGCUACGACUUGGAGUCUGACAUGGAUAUAACAGAAUGUUUCCUGGAAGGGGACCAGAAUGGGGAGUUGUUGCUGGACUUUUUAACUGAGACCUGUGAAUUUAAUAAAAAUGCCCCCCCUGAGCUCAGAGAUGAAAUAAUGCAUGACCUGAAGAGCCCUGGGUGCAGCUCUAUAAAACAUGGAAAGAUUAUUUUUAAUAACAAUCUUAGUGUUAUUGUGGUUGAGAAUGAAUAGUUUUGUUCAUGUAUACAUAUAUAUGUACAUACAGUAUACAUAGUGUAUGCACAUGCCAUUCUAGAAAUCAGAAAACAAAGAUUAAUUAAAUAUAGCAAUCAGUGAAUCUUUAGCGUUUACACAAUGAAAAGACAAUACAUACUUUUUAAAUGAUUUGGACGUGUUUCACACCUGUGGUAGACAUAAUGGUUACCUUACUAAAGCAAUGUGUGCGUGGUGGCACUGUGGUUAGCAUUACUCCCUUGCAGUGUUUUUAAGUUAGUAUAAUAAUAACCAGGAUACUACAGUAUCUGUAUGGAGUUUGUAUGUCAUAUCUGUGUUUUUAUGUUUUUCCCUCAAUGGUUUCUGAACAGCCUGGACUUGAGGUGUGCUUGUGGUAGGAAAAUAACCUCACAUGGAGCAACAAAAUAUGUGAAUCAUACAUAAAGCUAUGCACGCUUGCUGCUUAUUCAGCAUAAAUCAGAGUAAUACCCCUUUCAGACUGCCAGCAAUAACCUGGGUUAUUGCACAUGAGCGUGCAGCAACCCGGGUUGCAGCGCAGUCUGAAAGGGUCCAGUUGAAAAAAUCCAGGUAGAGCGACCCGGUGUUUCAUCUCGGGUAGCGAGCUGGGUUGAACACGUGUUUAACCCGGUUUGUGGUGCGGUGUGAACGGGUAAGCCGGGUCGAUGCGCCCUGACACCUGUUUACUGAAUAGGAAGGGGUGGCACUUGGAGAUCAACUCAGGAGACCAGUGCCGAAACACUGACAGCCGUUAUCCUAAAGGUAAGUAUCAGGCACGGGAUAGGGUUAGGGCCCCGGAGGGUGUUAGGGUUAGGCACUAGGGGAGGUGAGGGUUAGGCACUAGUGGGUGUGGUUAGCCAUAGCCGCCAGCCUCUGAGGGUUAGCCAUAGCCCCCACCCCCAGAGGGUUAGGAUAGGAGAGAGUUAAAACACUUAUGUGACCGCCGGUAUUUCUUACCGAACCCCCCUAUGGCAGUGGUUUCCCAAACUUUGUGCUUAGGCACCCUAGGGCACUGCAAGGCUCUUGCAGGGAUGACUCGGGUUGGUGGUCUAGGACCAAAUCAAAUUAUUUAUAUUCAAAGUGAUAGGCAAAACCAGUGGUAGUGGCUUCCAAUCAUAAAGCAUGUGGACAAUUACAAGCACUGAACCUAAGGAUGACAGGUAGGCACAAUUUACUUAAUUUUAUAUAUUUUUCAAAAUUUAUCAAUAUAAAAACUUUCAUCCUAGUGGUGCCGUGAAACAAAUGCUGAUACUCUAAGGUCCAGUGAUUCAUGGAAGUUUGGGAACUAUUGCCCUACGGAAUUCCUUGCUAAACAGGCUUGGGCUAUGUCACUCUGUAACAGGGGGAUGCGACACUGUGGGUUUCGCUGUUGCUGUGCGACCAGCUCAACUUGUCAUAGCCUAGUGCUGGCAUUAACUUUUACAGGAGACACCACACUUUUUGGCUCCCCACAUUAUCGGCAACUAAUCUAGUCUAUGAGCGAUGGUGCUUGGAUCAUUGUUGUGGGGUGGUAUGACAAUUUUUUCUAUUUUCUUUAAAAUGUCAUUCUUUUUUAUACUACAAAGGUAUGUGCUAAUGAUGACGGUCAUCAUCAUUAUCAGUACAGAUCUCUCACCAGAGUUCGAACACCCACAGCAGAUACACCUUCUGAUAGGUGUAUCUGCAGCUGCUUUCAGUUCUAAGGAGUUAUAUGACCAUGUCCUUACUGAACUUAGGCUAUGCUCAAAGGCCCCUUCCCGAUUUGCUUGUUAAACGUAAGAAGUCAUGAGUGUGAGAUGCUGCCAAGUCUUGAGUUUAAAUCUUCAAGAGGCCAAAAUAUCAAAAUUCUUUAUACAAAGUAUAGUAAAGGGGUUCCACAUUCCAUAUGUAACAUCUGGAGAAAACACUGGUUCCAAUCCAUUGACAUCACCCCCAAUUCUGCAGGCUGCGCCCCUAACAUUGCAGAGCAUCAAGUUGGACGUGAUGUCCCCUAACAUACAUAUGCAGACCUUAAAAGGUGUUACAUUUUUAAUGAUAAAUAUAGAAAUAUUGAAGUCCAUUUGCUAUUUUGAGAAGAGGAAUUUCUUUUAUCUGAUAGAUCAUUUAGAAAAUGUGUUAAUUACAUAGAAUCAGCAGAAUGAGCAAUACAAAAAGAACAAAUGGACGAAUGAUUUCUUUUUUGUUUUUUUAUUUAAUGACUUUAUGUGACUGAGACUUCAAAAAGCCCAACAGUACAUAAGGUAAAUAAAGUACAUUUCCAACUCUAAUUAUAUGUUUAAUUAACUUUUUCAGAAGUUAUUAAACCAGCUGCAGUGCGAGGUGAUCCUGACAUAAAUGAAGCAAAGCAUAUGUACAAUGUGCGAACUAAUCCUACUGUAUGUUUUCGCUGUUUCUACUUGUACACCAGGGUUUUUGGAUUUUUUUUAAACAAAAUUACACUUUGUUAAUGAGUCACUCUGCUUUAUGUCACACCUUUAAUGACAGACUAAAAGCAUUCAGUGGGUCAUGCUGUAAUGUGAAAUGUUUCAGGAAAGGCUCCCAGCAGGUGGUUCCUACUCUCUAAUCAUUCUGCUAUUUCUGGAGUCUUCUCUUUUUAUUUCUUUUGCCAUUGUAAAAUAUUGUUAAAUGAAGGUUGAUAAAAGUUAUUAUAUUAA
Pseudophryne corroboree (corroboree frog) is the source of this 3748-nucleotide messenger RNA. It is a transcript of the gene HNMT, whose product is annotated as histamine N-methyltransferase. Lineage: Eukaryota; Metazoa; Chordata; Amphibia; Anura; Myobatrachidae. The record is from RefSeq and is a predicted model, not a curated record. Gene Ontology annotation, molecular function: N-methyltransferase activity. Bases 234 to 1115 code for a protein of 293 amino acids. The transcript is spliced from 7 exons.